AAAGCGAUUGCUGAGGGACUUCUUAGAAACUGCUCUGCCAGAAGCGAAGUUCUGUCCUCUUGGUGAGGGUGGCAACGAUUCGUCACUCUCUGUAGAAAUAGCCUUGAUCAAUGAUCCAGCAGGACCCGCGGCCACCGAUGCAGGUCUGAACUUGAAUUAUUGCACUUUCCACAGGCACUGAACGGAAUAGUGUGGCCACACAUUGACAUUCAGCGUAUGGCCUACUUAC
Amoebophrya sp. A25 is the source of this 229-nucleotide messenger RNA. Lineage: Eukaryota; Dinophyceae; Syndiniales; Amoebophryaceae. The record is from the annotation of a GenBank genome assembly.